GGUCCCCGCGGCGGCGGCGGCGGCGCGGCGGCGGCGGCGGCGGCUGCGGCCGGGUAACAACAGCAGCGGCGCCAGGCUGGCUUGCUAGCGGAACGGUCGCGCGGCCCGCACAACAAACUCAGACCCGGCCAGAACAAGGCGCGACGCUAGGAAGGCCGAGGCGGGCCGCGCGGGAGACCGCGGGCGCGGAGUGACAGGCCAGCGUGAGGGAGCGCGCAGGUUGCAGCCGCCGGCGGCACCGACCCGCCGGGCCCCUCGGCCGUCGCAGGCAUGAGCCACAUCCAGAUCCCCGCGGGGCUCACGGAGCUGCUGCAGGGCUACACCGUGGAGGUGCUUCGGCAGCAGCCGCCCGACCUCAUCGACUUCGCGGUGGAAUACUUCACACGCCUGCGCGAGGCCCGCCGCCAAGAAUCAGACACGUUCUUCGUCUCCCCGACGACCUUUCACACGCAGGAGUCCAGCGCGGUGCCUGUCAUCGAGGAGGACGGGGAGAGUGACUCGGACUCGGACGAUGCGGAUCUGGAAGUUCCGAUUCCUAGCAAAUUUACUAGACGAGUGUCAGUCUGUGCAGAAACAUUUAACCCUGAUGAAGAAGAGGAAGACAAUGAUCCAAGGGUGGUUCAUCCCAAAACUGAUGAGCAGAGAUGCAGGCUUCAGGAAGCUUGUAAAGAUAUUCUUCUUUUCAAAAACCUUGAUCAGGAGCAGCUUUCUCAAGUUCUGGAUGCCAUGUUUGAAAAGGUAGUCAAAACGGACGAGCAUGUCAUUGACCAGGGAGAUGAUGGAGACAACUUUUAUGUCAUAGAACGGGGAACCUAUGACAUUUUAGUAACAAAAGAUAAUCAAACGCGUUCUGUUGGUCAGUAUGACAACCGUGGCAGUUUUGGAGAACUAGCUCUGAUGUACAAUACCCCGAGAGCUGCUACCAUUGUGGCCACCUCAGACGGCUCCCUUUGGGGAUUGGACCGGGUGACUUUUAGAAGAAUCAUAGUGAAAAACAAUGCAAAGAAGAGGAAGAUGUUUGAAUCAUUUAUUGAGUCUGUGCCACUCUUUAAAUCACUAGAGAUGUCAGAACGAAUGAAGAUUGUGGAUGUGAUCGGGGAAAAGGUCUAUAAGGAUGGAGAACGAAUAAUCACUCAGGGUGAGAAGGCUGACAGCUUUUAUAUUAUAGAGUCUGGGGAAGUGAGCAUCUUGAUCAGAAGCAAGACUAAAUCGAACAAGAAUGGUGGGAACCAGGAGGUUGAGAUUGCCCAUUGCCAUAAGGGGCAGUACUUUGGAGAACUUGCCCUGGUCACCAACAAACCCAGAGCUGCUUCUGCUUAUGCGGUUGGAGACGUCAAAUGCUUAGUCAUGGAUGUCCAGGCAUUUGAGAGGCUUCUGGGCCCCUGCAUGGACAUCAUGAAGAGGAACAUCUCACAUUACGAAGAGCAGCUGGUGAAGAUGUUUGGCUCCAACUUGGAUCUGAUGGACCCCGGGCAGUAGAUGUGAAUCUCGGAGGCUUCUCAGUGUGAUACCAAAACCUUCCAGUCAGCCACAAGAACACGCAGAAAACAGACACGACAGAACCGUUCCUGCUGCUGUCUCCGCCGCUGCCAUUGCUGUGGUUAAGGGCAUUUAGAAAUCUUGAAAGUCAGCACUGAAAGAUGGACAGAGGCUCCACCCACACCUACCCUCCAUUUUGCUUCUGAACGCCUCAUUAGACCGCUUAUGUCAUGAUUACUCCAACCCAGGUUUCACAUUUGGUUCAGAAUGGCAUGUCUCUCCAGCAAUUUAAGUGCCUGAUACAAAGUCCAAAGUGUAAACAUCCUCCUUUCCUCUCUUGCUGCUAAUGUUGCUUCUGAAAGUUCUAAGGUCUGCAGAAACCUAGUGAACAACUGUAGACACCUCCACAGUCCUUCUCAAGGGAGGAAAUGGUAGAACCUCCAGUCUCCUCGUUUGUCUUUUGAGAAAGUCCACAGUGUGUUCACAAUUGCUGCUUUACUCUCACAGUGGAAGGUGGUAGCAGUUAUACUGGAGGUCUGUGUCCCAGAGGCCCUGUACUAUCUGCUGGCAGCUACACACUAUAUAGCUGUGUCCAAGCUCAGAAAAAGGCCGACUUGAAGGCCCAGCAGGUCCGUAUGAGCAGACUGAGUACUUAGACUCACGUUAGCAGGAAACUUGGAUUCAGCGCUGUUGCCAGUAAUAGCCAGGAAAGGUUAUCUGGGUUACAGUUUUUGUUGUUUGUUUUUAGUAAGUUUUUUGUUUUUUUAACCUCUGUGCUGUUUACAUAAACAAAUUGCUAUCCAUUUCUAAGGAGCCAGGGGUGGCUGGUUAGCUCAGCUGGUCAGAGCAUGGUGCUGAUACAAGGAGCCAGGGUCUGGAGGUAUUAUCACUUUAUCUGACCUGAGUCCUUCCCUGAGUGACCCCUGCUGUGUCCCUUUGCCAGGCUGAUGGCAGGAAGCUAACAGGAUGUGCUGCACAGAGGACCCUUCCCUUCCAGCAUCAUUGCAUCGUGUGGCAAGUAGUCAUCAGUUUUUAAACUCUUAGAAAAGCUAUUUUUUUUUUUAAGAAAAUUAUUUCUCUAUUUAGAGAAUUCACCUUGGAUGUAUUCAUAUACAUGGAGUUUGUCCACUGCAUCAGGCAUUUGUCCUAAAUAUCCGUUUUCAAAACUUGGUAUCAUUGGGGUUGGGCUUGGGUGCAGCUCAGUGGCAAAGCACUGUAACAGCCACAGGAGGACAGAUCAUCAUGUAGAAACGUGGGAGUACUGUGAAGGCCUUUCUAACAAGACAGCUUAUCAUGUAGAAACGUGGAGUCACUGUGAAGGCCUUUCUAAUAGUCUUGUCUUUUGCCUAGGUCACCGUAGCCAAGAAAUGUUCAAAGUAGAUGAGUUGCCACAAUUUUGGUAAUCAGUCACUUUUUCUUGUGUUCCAUAAAAGUAAAAGCAGGACUCUUCAGACUGCUUUGCAUAGCCUAUGUUACAGAUCUGGGAACUGAACAUCUUUAACUACUACUAUGAAGCAGGCAGCUCUCACUGGAAAACCCUCAUAGUGAUCUCGAAUUUUCCUAAGGUCCUUUUCUAAGGUAUUGCUUUAUUAAAUAAAUCAGAUCUUGUACUUUGACAGAAUAAUACCCGAUUUCUUGCAAAGGUAAGAGGUGCAUUGGGCUCCAGGAGUAGCCCAAAUGUCCAGCCCCAGACCUUACAAGGACUCUGAACUCUCCCCGACCCUCCAUGCAGCAUUGAUUAGGUCUGGCUGUGAACCUCUUGCCAGAGUAGUUACUCCUGUUUGAUGUAGGGGCGGGCCUUAGCCUGCCCAGGCUAGGCUUCAGAUCCUCCUUGUCACCCUUCCUGCCUCACUGAUGGCUGCUCAGAGACUGAAUCAAGUCCACGUUCUGCUGUAGCUACUGAUUGAGUCUUCACUCCAAUGAGACCCUGUAUUGGGCAUGUGUGUGACAGGGGCAUGGGAGAGUUACACCCAGUCUUCAGGAGCUCGGAGGGUGAUGAGAGAUGAUUGUCACCACAGCGCCAGGUCCUGACAAUGUUCCAGGUCUUUUUGCAGCUUACAGAAUCAGAGGUGACAUACCAGGUUUUUCUCAAGGUUGCAGUGCCCAGGCAGCUCCUACAGCAGAUGGCUGAGCCUCCUGAGAGGAGUGUCAAAGAGUCAGCUGCCAUCCUCUCUUCUGGGGUUCGGGCUUCCCUCCCUCUGACAGAGAAUGUUCCUCAGAGCCUUGAGGUCCAACUGCAGUAUUUCCCUUCCUCUCUGGCCCCAGCUUAGCCCACUUACUCUCUUCUCUCGGUUGAAUUCUCUGCAGGACAGGCUCGUUUGUUCUGGUCCUCUGAGCUCACAGUCUUCUGAAAGAAUUCUGUGUUCCUGAUACAGAGUCUGAGAAAUCAGCAUUGAGCUUUUCUUUGAGCAGUUUGGUAAGCAAAUUCAGCAGCAAAGUGGCAAAAGAAAAAAAGCUAAAAACAAAUAAACAAACAAGAAAAACCACGCCCCAGCUGGAGAGGCUCCAUGCAUCCUGACUGCCCAGCUCUCUGCUCAUGGUGUUGGAGCCACUAUGUGCUGCUGGUGUCCCGGUGCCCUAUGCACACAGUGUUUGGUGGUGUGUCACAGUCUUCAUUUUAAAAAGAUGAAGGCAUUUUGCACAGAGAAAGAAAAGGACCCAUGAAUGUCAUCUUUUAACUUUCUCAGUCAGUUGAUAUUGAAAUUUUUGUUUUUGAUAAUGCACUUGUAAAUCAAUCUCACCAAGAUAUGGGUAGUUUUCGAUCUUUCACUACGGUUACCUCUUGUCUCUCCUGUCUUGACUGCUGACGUUCCUCCAUGAUUCUAAUGUCUAUUUUAUGGGGAGCAGCCUUCCCGUGGGUUUCCUAUUACACUUUGCAGGGCUAUCUUUAUUAAAAUAAAAAAAAUUAAAAAAAAAAAAAGAAUGAAAAUUGUCGCUCACCUCAUGGGGGAUUUGCAGAAAACCAUUUAGCCCACCUUGAGCAAUGAUUAGACUCCUCAUUUUUUUGUUGUUGUUGUUUUGUUUUUAACUCAUUGUAAUAAUUUUUAAAAAAAAAAACAAUUAAAGCAUUAUUGUGCUACCUCAGAGGUAAAAAGAUUCUAAGGUCGUCUUUUGGUCCUGAGUUCCACACAUGGUGUUUGAAGCGUCUCUUAAUUGGAAUUAUUUUUAAAUCAUUGGGGUGACUCUUAUUUUACCCUGUUUUACACUUGUAUUUUAGUCUCAAAAGAAUAUGUGAUUGAGAAGCAUACAAUUCUUGAUCUGUAGUCUUGAGCAUAUAAUUAAAAGUCACUAGAAAUUAAUCAUCAUUUGCUGUCAACAAGGUUGGGUUGGUUUUUGUUGUUCUUGUUGUUUGCUUGUUUUUUUAAAGGAAACUCGAGGGCCCGGCUCCACUCUUGACUAAUAAAGGCUGACAAAUCA
Molecule: messenger RNA, 4896 nt
Organism: Arvicanthis niloticus (Nile rat)
Lineage: Eukaryota; Metazoa; Chordata; Mammalia; Rodentia; Muridae
Gene: Prkar2a
Product: protein kinase cAMP-dependent type II regulatory subunit alpha
Biological process (GO): negative regulation of cAMP-dependent protein kinase activity
Cellular component (GO): cytosol; cAMP-dependent protein kinase complex
Molecular function (GO): protein kinase A catalytic subunit binding; cAMP binding; cAMP-dependent protein kinase inhibitor activity
Source: RefSeq, a predicted model, not a curated record